AAAGAAAAACUGGGGGAGAAAAAAACGUCAGCCGUUGGAUUGAAUCAUUAAGUUCACCGUGACGUAUCGAGAUAAUCAAUUGAACACCGCCCUUUCUCCUCUUUGCGAUAUUUCUUCUUCUUCCACAUCAGUGCUUGAACCACAGUUUGGUUCCCAGAUAAUGGCCAAGGAAACACACACCGAUGACUUAGACGAGCUUCUCGACAGCGCCUUGGAUGAUUUCAAGGAUCUCAAUCUUACUCAAAGAAAUGAAGGGGUGAAUAAAGAAGAAGGUGGCAAAGAAGAGAUGGAGUCAUUGCCUAGUGGAGUUCAAGGUCUUGGAAUGGGAUUACCAGACAUGAGGACCAAGAAGAAAGGAAAGAGCAAGGUUGCUAAAGAGGACCAUGUUGCUGAGGCUCUUGAUAAACUCAGGGAACAAACCAGAGAAACUGUCAAAGGGCUAGGGUCCUUGUCUUCCAAGCAGCUGCUGCCGCCGGGUUCUUCUGAUGAUGCUAUGGUUGAAGAUUGGAUCAAGCAAUUCGAGGAUCUUACUGGAUCUCAGGACUUGGAGUCAAUUGUGGACACGAUGAUGCAACAGCUGUUAUCAAAGGAUAUUCUCCACGAACCAAUGAAAGAGAUCGGUGCAAGAUACCCGAAAUGGCUAGAAGAGCAUGAAAGCACUCUAAGCAAAGAAGAUUUCGAACGUUAUUCACGCCAAUAUGAACUGAUCAAAGAGCUCAACUUGGUCUACGAGAACGAACCAAACAAUUCGACCAAGAUCAUGGAGAUAAUGCAGAAGAUGCAGGAGUGUGGACAACCACCGAGUGAUAUAGUGCAGGAGAUGGAUCCUGGUUUUGAUUUCGCAAGUCUAGGACAAAUGUCUCCGGAUAUGCUCGAAUCUUCACCAAACUGCUGUGUAAUGUGACAGUCGAAACAGGUUUGUUGGCCUGGUCAAGCCAUUUGAUACCAUGCUUUUUUUCUUUCUCUCUAGUGCAUUGUGCAACGCAAAGCUUGUGUUUAGGUGUUAAAUUAACUUGAGUAAGUUAUUUUAUAUUGGGAUCAGUUCAUGUUCUUUUGGAUCGUUUGAUUUGACAAUAAUGUUACUAUAUUGAAAAGUGAAUUCACCAAA
Brassica rapa (field mustard) is the source of this 1108-nucleotide messenger RNA. Its product is annotated as peroxisome biogenesis protein 19-2. Gene Ontology annotation, cellular component: peroxisome; peroxisomal membrane. Lineage: Eukaryota; Viridiplantae; Streptophyta; Magnoliopsida; Brassicales; Brassicaceae. Gene Ontology annotation, biological process: protein import into peroxisome membrane. The record is from RefSeq and is a predicted model, not a curated record.